This is a messenger RNA of Asterias rubens (European starfish), 5148 nucleotides long. RefSeq names its product leucine-rich repeat and coiled-coil domain-containing protein 1-like. The transcript is spliced from 15 exons. The record is from RefSeq and is a predicted model, not a curated record. Gene Ontology annotation, cellular component: cytoplasm. Bases 346 to 2277 code for a protein of 643 amino acids. Lineage: Eukaryota; Metazoa; Echinodermata; Asteroidea; Forcipulatida; Asteriidae.
CGUUAGUGAAAACAUUGGAACUACAGUGCUGGAUGGGUGGGUUUAUUAUGUAAAAAAUCAAUAUGAUGACUUUAGAAUUUUCUAUGCAAUUAUGACAAAGAGGCAUCAAGGAACGCUCCUGGUCCUAAAAUGUGAAACUUCGAAAGUUUGUAGGUGAUGAAAUGGGUUAAAAUAAAAACAACCCCAGUCCAAGUAUUUUGUAUCAAUUGUCAACUUCCUUGUUGGUCGUUUUUUUUCUGGUGGUGACAAAGUUUCUUCAAAGUUCCACUUCCAGCUGCAGUCCCUGGUCAGACUGCUGGGAUUCCAUCUCAUCAUGCAAGGCUAGCACAAGCACAGCACAGCAUCAUGAGUAACUUUAACAUCACGGCUCCCAAUGCGGGGAACUCAGCCAUCUCUUUGGGAGGAGAAUGGAGGAAUCACGAUAGAAUGCAGGCCAAUAAAUACAAGAUGAGUGGCUUGGCAAACAGAGCAAAGAAGAAACCCAAAGGCAAGACUGGCAGCAAAGAGGACACAGGAAGACCUAAAUCUGAACCCAGUUCCCAGCAGAGGCGUGGCUCCUCACCGGGCAGCCAAGCCCCAUCAAGCAGUGCCCCGCCCGGUGUCAAACAACGAUGUGACAGAGUGUACGACGUUGAACAAGAACCAGCAGCAAGAAAGAGUCUAGACAAUCAUCUCCCAUUAAAGAAAACUCGAGCUGUGUCCAGAGACGAACAGUCAGCAAGGCAGUACAAGUUGGGUGCGGGUAUGGUGCUGACGCGUGGGCGGAGUAAAGUAGCAGUUACGAUUAACACUGGCGAGGAGGAAGACAUUCCAAGGACUAUCCCCAGAGCAUCUUAUCAAGGAUCCUCUGUCGAUCCGGAACGGGAAAACAUGUACUCCCUUUUCCGGCAACGAAACCCAGAAAAUACAGACAAUCAGACAAAACUUGAAAGACUUCUCCAUCAGAGUUUAAUGACGGGGGGUGUAGACCUAUCUAAUCUGUUCCCUGAUGAUGCCAAUGAUCACUAUAGCCCGGCCGGCAAUAGGGGGAGAACCCCUCGAUCGAACACGAGGGCAUCAUCGGCGUCUAUGAGUUUACAGGAAGCUCUGAUUGCUCAAUUACAACAGCAGGUGUCUGACUUGACUUUGUUCUUAGAAGAGGAGCGUUUGAAUCACAAGGCAACAAAAGACAAGUUGGCAAUUACUCUGAAGGAGAAGUUACAAGACGUUGAGAGGAAACACAUGGAGGAGUUAAGAGGUUUACAGCAAGACCAAGACGACCAACUAGACAUGAUGAAACAACUUCAUGGCAAGGAGUUAGAACAUCACAAGUCUGCCAGCAAUGCUGUCCUUGGGCGUAUGAAGGGUGAGCUGGAGUUCCUACAGGGUGCCUUUGAGGCUUAUAAAGGUACCCUUGUGCAGGAUAUGGAGGAGAAAUGGGCUAAGAAAGAGAGCGAUAUGAAGAUAAGAUUCCAAGAGGAUAUGGACAAGGCGAUACAUGAGCAAAGAACGGACCUGCUGGAAGAUGCAAUGAGAGAGAAGAAAAAUAUGAAUCGAGAAUUCCAACGACAAAUCCAACUGAUGAACAGAGACCACAAAAAGGAAAUUGAGGGUAUGAUGAAUCGAUUCUCGAGUACCUCCGCCGAUGUCGCUAAUCUCAAGAGAGCUUUAGAGCAGCUGAAACGAGUCCAAACCCAACUCGACGAGAAGACGGACAAACUUGCCGUGACUGAAGAUAAUCUGAAAUCCACACAACAUGAACUUCAACAACUGAAAGUGCAGCUGUCUAAUUACAAAGAGACGUUUCAAGAUAAAGUGGAUGAAGUUGAUGAUAAAUAUAAAGAGCGUAUCCAUCUAUUGAUGACUGAAAAUGCUGAGCUAAGACGGCGAUAUCUUCAGAAGUGUGAUGAGUUAUUCACAGAGAAAUCAGUGACUGAAGUCAAGAGAGUCGAGAAAGUUACCAAUACAAAAGAACUAAUGCAGAUGCUCGUCCAUGUCAAGAAUCGCUCCAAUAUCAACAUCGCCUGCGCUGAUCCAUUGUCGGACAGCAAACCUCGUAUCCCAAUCCUACGCCCAGUCAGUGCACCAGGCACCAAGCGGGAAGCUCUUAAAGCCUUCAGGAAAGCUGGAGAGACUGGUCAUUUGAAAUCAAGCUCGGACAGAAAAAGUCCGGUCAGAAGGCCACACACUACGUACGGUCAGAGAAAACUGUCAACCUCGGACUCAAGCACCAAUAGUGCCCAAGGUGCUUUGUUUAUUCCGUUGGCAAGAGAGUCCCUUACAAAUGGUUCAUUUUGAUCGCCUGUGUAAAAGGACUUCAGUGACUCAGGACUUCAGGACUCGAAUUUCCGUAUGCCAGUCUGUGCGCUUGUACUGGACUUUGAAUGUAGGGUCAUAGAUUGGUAAACCCUCAAAAAAUGUUAUGGCCAUAAAAACUUACUUGGUGAGAGGUUUUGUAGUAGAAACUAUUCUGAGAAAAGGAAUCCCUUCGGUUAACCUUGUGUGUAGUCAGACAGGUACAGGUUCAGAAUUUAAUCCCUUCAAAACUCCGUCCUAUCGUCCCUUCAAAAUGUUCCUAGACAGUGUGCUAGUCUUUUUUAAAAGCUGUUUUUAUCAAUUGUAUAUAGCUGUAUAUAUAUCCCAACACCAAGCAAAAAUGUUGUAUAUAAAAAUUAUGUGAAUAAUGACUGAACUGGAGGCUAAGUUUCCUGGCUGACUUAACAAAGUCCAUAAUUAUUUUUCCGAGCUAUGCAAAUAGAUUCCAAUGUGUGUCUGAAAUGUACGCAUUUUUUUUUUUUUUGCCAUGUUUUAUAUUUUUCUAUCAAGAUAAGUCGAGUACUUUUUAAUGAAUGAGUUUGUGUGCUGUGGGUACAUGGAUAGUCCCUGUUUUCUUGGUACAAGAGUGUUUUAAAGUUUCAAAAUUGUGCCUUAAAUUUUAUCAAAGCGAUGAGUAAAAUUAGGGCUGCUUCUAAAUUUGCAUUUUUUUUGUUCAAUUGUAAUGUCAAACAUUUAAAUGCUUUUUCUAGUUUUGAUAAAUUUGUACAUUAUUGUAAAUCGUGUAAAAUGAAAAUUGGGUUUUGAAUCCGCUUAAGGUGAAAAUGAGCAGGACAUCAGUCAUGUGUGUGUAGCUUUUUUUCUGCUUAAGAAGCUUUAUGAAACUGAGCCCUGGUUCGUCUCAGCUCAAUGAUGGGGAAACUUCUUGUAAAAAUGUGAAUAAGUAAUCAAAUACUUUUACCAGUGUGCUCAAUUUAAACAUGUACCAUCGUAACUUUAUUAUUAUUUUUUUUUCUUUACAGCAACAAAUUGAAAAUACACAUUAUUGAAAGACAAUUAUUUGGUUAAAAUAAUAUAAAUUGAACAGGUAACAUAAAAUAUAAAAAUAAUAAAUAUUAAUGUGUUAGCACCUCGAGAAAGAUUAAUCAUUUAAUAAUAAUCAAAUGACUAAAUAUAUAAUAAUAUUGAACCUAUUCAGCGUCCUUGCAUGACAAUCGAAAUUACUUGAGUGACAUUUGACCUCAUCAUCGCAAUACUCUUUUGUAGUAAUUGCGAGUAGAGGUUUGAUUUUACAAUGAAACAGUAUUGCAACAGAAUUGUUUGCAUUUUAGCGGAACUUUACGUAAUGCUGAUAAAUAAUGCACCACUGGUAAUCUUGGCUUAAUAAAGGCUAACUUAUGCAAAUUAUGCGUAUCAGUAUUAACCAGGUUGUGUUUUAUUGAUGAAUAAUUUCACAUUUAGAUACCAUUGAUUUCCGUUUAAUAAUGACCAUACAGCUAGACAUGAUUUCUUCAACUCAUUUUGUUGUUUCUAGUAAAUCUCUUUUGAAAAGAGUUGAAAACACCGAUUCUUUUCAAAACCACCAUUUCUCAAAAGAGAUUUUACACAUGGUGUCGAAGCAAACCUCACCUGACUAUUGAAGUUUUGUUACUUGUUGGAUAGUUUACAAUGUUUAAACUCCUCUCAUAUUAUUGUAAUCCAGUUUGGUGGAUAUUUCAUGUUGCUUAGAUUUCAAUGUAGCGGAGUAACGGGUCAACUUGUACGCAGUGAUAAGAUCUUCUUGUUUCAUGGUUAUGUGUACAAUGGUUUUAUGGUCACUAUUUCAUUUUGUUCAAUGCUUUUCAGGACAAACUCAUAUCCGAACUGAUUCAUUACAAAAACAAGUGAUUUGUCAUCACAAUCUAAGUUCAUUCCGUUUCCACAAAGAAUUCUAAAAACAUUUAUAGUAAAAAAUAAAAUUCUAAAAUAACGUAAACUUCUAACAUUUCUCUAUAAUUCUACCUGUUAAUAUACACAGGGGUCAAUGUCAGAGAGCUAACCAGUUUGGCGAGAACAAUAAUUAUUUAGCGAUGUUUUGUAUGUUGCUUUUUAUACCCAACACCGAUGUGCAAUAAGCACUGUACAUCCAGAAACAACUCACAUGCAUAGUACUCUGAUGGGAAUUGCAUCUGCCACUGCCUAGCACUUGUAUAUUGGGUGCUUUUCCUAAAAUCUUUCUGACCCAAAUAGCGGGCAUGCCGACCAACAACCGCCACCAUUCCAGAACAGAUUUCUCACCACUAUAUACUCAUGCCACUUGUUUGCCUAAAAAGGCCAGGAAAAAUGUACCAGCCAUUUUACAACGGAUUAGUAUCAUUUAUCCAAUCACAGGUGUUUUGCUAAUCAAUUAAGCAUUGUUCUCGCCAUAAGUUCAAGCCUCAUGAUUAGGGCUACGGCUAUUGGCUGCAGUUGCACUAUUAAAGAAUAGUCAGCAAUUUGAUCAUAGCCACAGCCGAAGCCUUCCAUUAGGCCAUAGUGUAGCUCUUCAACAUUGGUCCCUGUGUGUAGUAUUUUUAAACAAAACCUCAAUCACACAUUUUGUUCAACUUAAAAUAGUCCCAGUGGUAGUACAAGUCCACUGGAAGCAUAAUGAUUGCCAUAGACAUAGUGUUUUAGCACAUCUGAAAGAUAUAAUUACCACACCUUAUAAUUAUUAUUAUUAAUAUUAGUUUACGUAAUUAAAAGUCAAUUUGUUUUGUUAAUAGCAAUAAAAUAAAAAUUACUUUUAUCAGCAACUAUUUAAAUCGUUUACAAGUACACAAUAUAUACAGGGAAUAGCACAGAAUAUAAACACCCAAUUAAUGCCAACAGAAGGCAGUAAACAUUUGCAUUAAAAAAAAAGAGAAAUUCAAUGUA